AACAAUGGACCUGAUCCCAAUAGGCCGGUGAUAACUAUCCGAUGGACACUAAAAACCGUUUUCCACCGCAGCGGAGGCUUCUUCAGCACCUGAAAACACACCUAAUUCAACCUGGAACAGAUAGCUAAAGAAGAUUCGGAGACGCGUGUACUUCCAGCGAGCGGGAGGAUUAAUCGCUAUGAGCUCGAACUCGAAAAGAACCAGGAACUUCGGAGUUCCGUUGAACUCCCUGAAAUGCAGUAUCGAGACUUGCAAAACGAAACCCAUGAACGGGAAACAUAUAUACCCGAUACCGAGAGGCCCGACUCGUUGCUUGUGGAUAGAUAUGAUUCGACGGCACAAUAGAGAUCCCGACCUAGCUCUAACUUAUUACAUUUGUUCGGACCAUUUCUCUGACGAUCAGAAAUUGCCGAACGGGCAUCUGAAAGGAAAUUCGGUCCCCAAUAUAUUCCCAUCGAGUCUAACGAACACCAAGUCUAGCCCAAUCGAAUGCCAGUUCUGCGAUGAGAUUUUCAAGAGCCGUAGAGAGCUGCUGGCGCACGAUAGUGAGAAACAUUUAGAGCAGUACAGUGCGAUGAAAAUCGAGCUCCAAGGAGCUGCGCCGGAAGCGCGAAGGGAAACUCCUCAAUGCAAAAAAUGUCGCAAGUUUGCGCGGAUCAAUACGAGCCUGCAGAAAACGCGGAGGGGCAUCAAGGAUGCGCUUCAAACCCUCGAGGCGUUGCGGGAGGAUUUGCGAGAGCCAAUUAGGCUCGAGGUGAAUGUCCCCAGCGCGAUAUCUUCUUGAGUCACAAUUUUUGAUAUUUGAUUCAUUGAUGCCUCGGGGUCCUCCCGGAAGGGACUCUCCUCUUUUUUCUGAAGAGACGGGCGGGAAGGACGAUACUUCUAAUGCCAGUGUGGCAUCCGCUGCCUUGUAUGUUUGUACAGAGAUAUGUAUUCUUGAGUCACGACGAGAUGUCAAGAUGUAGGUAGUAUCGAUAUACGCUCAACAUUCACGCAUAUGUGAGUCGACCAUGAUGAUCACCGCACCUUUUUGCAGACUUAUUUGUCUGAAAUAAACUAAAAUU
Messenger RNA from Galendromus occidentalis (western predatory mite), 1064 nucleotides. RefSeq lists its product as uncharacterized. NCBI's taxonomy places the organism in Eukaryota, Metazoa, Arthropoda, Arachnida, Mesostigmata, Phytoseiidae. The record is from RefSeq and is a predicted model, not a curated record. The transcript has 6 exons. Bases 179 to 784 code for a protein of 201 amino acids.